UAUUAAAUGUAUUUUUAGGCUGCAAUUGGCACAAUGGAUGGUAUCAUUGAUACAGUCUCUGGCUUUCAUUCUCUCUUGCCAUUACUUAACCUCUUGAAAUCAAAUGGAAAGCUGAUUUUGGUUGGAAUAUCAGAAAAACCACUUGAGCUACCAGCCUUCCCUUUGCUUACAGGGAGGAAGAUGGUGGCCGGGAGUGCCAGUGGAGGCUUGAAGGAAACUCAAGAAAUGAUUGAUUUUGCAGCAGAACACAACAUUUCAUCAGACAUAGAAGUUAUUCCAAUGGACUACGUGAACACUGCCAUGGAACGUCUAGCAAAAGGAGACGUUAAAUAUCGAUUUGUAAUUGACAUUGGUAACACAUUACAUGCUACCUAACUUUUGUUUCCUUUAAGGAUGUGUCAAAACCUGUUGGAGGUUUGAUUAUGUAGCAGUUUCAGCUUCUCUAUCUCUCCUUGUAUUUGGUUCAUCUUUCAUUUUUGUAUUUUGGAUAUUUUAUUUGAUGGCAAGUUUCUUUUGAUUGUAAGGGAUAUAUAAUGUAAUUUUCUAUUUAUGCUUAAUCCUCUAUUGUUAGAGUA
Molecule: messenger RNA, 575 nt
Organism: Camellia sinensis
Lineage: Eukaryota; Viridiplantae; Streptophyta; Magnoliopsida; Ericales; Theaceae
Source: RefSeq, a predicted model, not a curated record